AUGAAGCCGGACACUGGCUUCCAGAUUGAAAAUUGGGGCCUGAAAGGGUCUUUCAGAACGGUCCAACGCUAUCUUAAAAAUGAUCUUGGUGCUAAGAUCUACAAGAGUCCAAAGAAGAGCCUGAAGUUUGCCCCGAAGCAGACAGACUGGACUACUGAAGAUUGGAAACGUGUGGAACGGUCGGACUGUCCCAAGAUGAGUUGGAUCGAGGGAGUAGGUGAUGAAGUAGUGCUCGUCCUUGCUGCUCUAGUUCUCGUUCUCAUAUUGCUCAUCGCAUGGCUAUCGACUUCAGCGAGAGACCCGGACUUUAACGUAGUCAAUGUGAUUUUGGGUGAGAUCGGAAGGAUCACCUCGGAUAGAAGGAAUGAAGCUGCGCCGCCCGAUCAGCCAAACUCUCGGGAAGGGACACCCGCAAAUCAAUCUCAAGGCAACAUUCAAAGGCCAGGACUUCUGCCUGAUGUGUCCAACGGCAGGCAGAGUUCACUCUCUAGUCUUCCACACAGUGAUUGGAGCUGCCAAGAAAAUACAAGUUCAUCGAGAGAUGAACACUCUCUGCUUGCCGAAACAUCUCAGAUUGACCCAGCAGUUCCUGGAAGUCAUCCCACUGUUAUUGGUCCUGUUGACAGUGAUGUCUCCAUUAGGUCUUCACCUGGGCCAGAUGUGCUACCAACCACUUCAGGUAGUGGCUCAUGUGAUGAUGGAGUAUUCCACACUUCUGAUCGUGCUGCUCUUGGAGAAAGAACACCUGUUGCGCCCUCAGCAACAGGGGAUCUUUCAAGUGCCACCCCUAUAGACCACAUAACCCCACCUGAAUCCUCAUUGGCCCAGGGACAGGGCGAAUGCACAAUCCUUCCCGGUUCUCAAGUUGAGUCAGAAGCUACAUCAAUUAGGCUGAGGCCUAAGGCUGAUAUGCCUACUAGACCAAGCCCCUAUGAGCCGUCAUAUCACACAGAAUCUGUUCCAUCUGUAGAAAGUGCUGUCAGAGAUGCCAUUCGAGUUAGGUUGAAGUUUUUUAACGAUACUCAAAAGGUUGCUGAUGCAUACUUGGAGGAGACUCUUGGAGAUUUCAAAAGACGAUACUUUGAGAAUGAGCUGCAAUCCAACAAAUUUGUGCGCCUCAUCUACAAUGGGCGGCUUCUUUCUCAGGAUUCUGAAACCCUGGGAAAUUACGGCCUCUCAAAUAAUUGUGUGCUCCACUGCCUCGUGUCUCAGGGUCAGUCAAACACAUCAGCGGCCCCCAAUGCCCAGCGGGAUACCCUGCAUGUCAGGCAGGAGGACCUGGACCUGGACCUGGGGAAUUUCAUGCUCCCCAUCUUUGCAGUCAUUUUGAGCAUCAUUUGGUAUUGCUGGUUUGAGUUUGGUCAGUUCUUUAAUGCCCCAUCAACCAUUGCCCUUAUUGGACUCACUGGUAUACUCAUAAUUUCUGUGGUGGCUGUGUAUGGACCUCAUCAUUUCAAUCAUGACCUCCUUGGCCAUCACCAUGAAAAUCAGCAACCCAACAAUGCUCAACCAGCCAGAUAAAGGAGUAUUGGUUUCAUUUGUUUGUGUUCCAAACAGAUCAGUGAGAGUUUUGGCUUGUAGCCACAUUCAAUCAUGCCUGUGCUUUCCCCUUUGUGUGAUAAAAGGUGUCAUAGUUUGAAUGUGCAGAAGUCUAUGUGGUUGAGCAUUAUGUUUUAACUUGAAUUCAUGAUUACUUGAGCUCAUUUUCAUAAUAAAGAAACUCAACAUAAAAUUUCAUUCUUGGGAUUUUGGCAUUAGUGUGUCAGUAGUCAAAGCAGUAGAGGCUUUUCCUCAGAUAGUCAUCCUCUUUAGGCUGGAGCUUUAAUUUUGAAGACCUCUUUCCAGUAUCACACCCAUGAGAAAAAGUUGUUCUUCAAUAUUUCUUUGAGUGAACAUGUGCAGUUGUCUCUGCUACAUGUAUGGAUUUAGGAGAAAAGACUCCAAAAAAUUCCACUUCUAGGGGUCUCAAAAUGUGAAAAGGACUUCAGCUGCAGCAAGGAGUUAGGCAGAUAUCAAGCAAUCAUGCAAUGCACAUUUCACUAAACCUGUUCUAAAUUGAUGAAAACACCAUAGAUCA
Molecule: messenger RNA, 2077 nt
Organism: Darwinula stevensoni
Lineage: Eukaryota; Metazoa; Arthropoda; Ostracoda; Podocopida; Darwinulidae
Source: the annotation of a GenBank genome assembly